AUGGCAACCUCUGUGCCGAAUCCAAAAUUAUCUAUUCAUUCUCGUUCCAUUAGUUUGCCUUCUAUAUCUCACCCUCUUAUCGUGACUGCUGAGGAACAUCUUGAAAGAUUGAAGUCAUCAGGAGCCGCAUCCUCAACUUCACAUUCAUUGGCAUGCCAAAAAUUGGACGGCCUCAAGAACUUGUACGAGUGUCUAGACGAUGUGCUUAGGCUUCCUUUGAGUCAACAAGCUCUCUCCAGUGAAAGACUUGGAAAAUGGGAAGAAGAGGUCUUGGAUGGAUCUCUCAGGCUGUUGGAGAUCUGUGGGGCAGUCAGAGACAUCUAUUCACAGAUGAAGGAAAUUUUGCAGGAACUCGAGUCAUCUCUAAGGACGAAACGAAGUGAAGAUUUGGCCAAUGAAGUCAGUUCAUAUAUGAUCUGCAAAAAGAACUUGAAUAAAAUGAUAAGAAAAUGCUACAAAGAAUUCAAGAAAUCAGGGAAGGACUGCAACGUGGAAGUGGAAAACAGAGAUUCUGAAAAUGCUCCUUUGGUCAACCUGGUAAAAGAAGUUCAAGCAAUUAGUCUUCCAGUGUUGGAGUCUGUUCUAUGUUUCCUUUCUGGACCAAAGGCAGGGUCACAACCAAAAGGUUGGUCCUUGGUCUCAAAUUUACUACAGCAGAAGAGAGCAUCACGCAAAGGAGAUUCUGACAUCGCAGCAAUCGAGCAAAUAGAAAUCAAGUUGCAUCUCUUGAACAACAAUAAGUCAAAAAAGGAUGUACUUCAAAAACUUGAGGCAGUAGACUCUAGCAUUGCAGAAUUAGCAGAGAUACUAGAAAUUGUUUUCAGGCUUUUGCUGAAAACCAGAGUUUCACUUCUCAACAUUCUCAACCACUAG
Messenger RNA from Coffea arabica (coffee), 873 nucleotides. RefSeq lists its product as uncharacterized. NCBI's taxonomy places the organism in Eukaryota, Viridiplantae, Streptophyta, Magnoliopsida, Gentianales, Rubiaceae. Gene Ontology annotation, biological process: shoot system development; root development. The record is from RefSeq and is a predicted model, not a curated record.